CACGUGACUCAAAUCACUUCUCAUUUGCAAUGGCCGCUGCAAAUGUUGAUAAACAAAACGACGAGACCUCUGACUUCAAUAAUAAGCUAGAACUUUUAGAUAAUGCAGAUCGUAUGUGCGAAACAGUUACAAAAGAAUCUAAAGAUAUGCCAUUAGAACCAUUAAAUACACCGUGGACAUUUUGGAUUGACAGGUCGACUACUCAAUAAUUAUGCCUAAAUUUUAAUAAUAUAAAUAAUUAAUUUUAUUCUAUGUUAUUCAUUUAAUUUAAUCAUUGUCAUUGAAUUACUUCAUAGAUUCUUUAUUAAAUUAUUGCUGUCCUUUUUUAAGUCUUUACUUAUUUAUAUUGUCCCAUCCUGCCGAGAGUUGACAUUGUGAACUUUGUCCUUCCUUUUGUAGCUCUACUAAACUUAUUUGUGUAGAAUGACUAGCCGACUAGCCUAUUCAAAUGGCCAUGGCCAUGGCCAUACUCUAUGGCCGGGUAUGGCUUAAUUUUAUGACUAUGAUUACUAUGAAAGAAAUAAUGAUAUUAUAUAAUAUAUUAUAGAUUUUAUUAUAUAAUUAUAAAUAAUAUAAGCUCAGUUUAAGUAUAAUAAGUACUGGUAUUAAGUUAAGUAUGCAGAGUAUGCAGUUAUUAUAUUUAAUUUUAUAGGCCUAAUUGUAUUUGAAAUAUUGGUCAAUAAAAUUAAAUGCAAUUGGUAAAUUUUGGAUUAACUUUAACGGUAUGGGUUUUGCCAAGAGUUUCUCACCCUAAGCACAGUGACGUCACUUUGGGGAAUCCCAACACUGGACUUAGGGUGAAUAGAUCUAUUAAUUGUAGGACCCAAAUGAUGUGUGUGAUAACAUUCCUGUUCUUUACUGAGCAUUACUUGCGUCAUAAAAGAUACGGUUAAUAUGAAGUAGGCCUAUAUUAAAAUGAAAUUUUCCAUUAUUUUGUAUUAAAAUUCAACUUACACGUUUCAAAAUAAAGGAAAAAAGAAACACCUCCUUGCUGAUACCCAACACUGGUGGAAAAAAAGACGUGCGCCAAAGAUGCUGUAUUUUCAUUAGUCGAAAAACAAAACACGUACAUGUUAAAAUUUGGGUAACAAAAGAGAGAUUACUGCUUAACUCAUUCCCUCCCGUAAUGCUACUUCCGUAUUUAAUUUAUUUGCCUGAGAAAGGGAAGUAACUCCGUUUGCAAUUGAUUUACAUUUGUAAAAUAUUUAUUUAAGCUGCUAAAUAUUAUUUAAUGUUAACGAAUUAAGAACAAAUGCAACAAAGAAUGAAUAAGGUUUAAUAUAAAUAUAACAUUAGCGGGGAAAAAAUAACGAACAAUGGCCAAAAAAUCGAUUUUCGGCACCUCGGACGAACACAUGCUACAUAUAGACGCGCCGUACUAAAGCACACAUAGUUUUAAAAUGAAACAAGAUAAAAACUUCGGGUUUCUAAAUUAAAAUCACGCUGAACCACGCCAUCACCGGAAGUCUCGAGGGAUGCGAGAUUUCAUUGCUAUUUUUAAAUAGAUAUGAGAGAGGUGUGUCGCUAUGCGCCGGGAUGCAUUUGGACGCAUCCGAAGAAACCCGUAAAGGACGCAUUUAGUCGCAAACGUCGGGAAUGAGUUAAAUUGCAUUUGGAAUGAUCUUUCUAGGGCCCCUUCCCAAACCCCUCCACCCUACUUUAAACACCAAAAAAAGAAACAAAGAAGUCCUCUGGGGAUUUCAAAAAGAAAACAAAAACAUGAAUUAUGCGAAUACAAACAUCAAAAUCUUUUUAGUAUGGUGCUGCUGUAGACAGAAGUUGACCUGGGGGAACCUCCGUGACCUAUACCAUGGUACACAUCGCCGACCUUACUGCUAACCCAAAAUCAACCACACAAUCCAUAUAUUCGGGCCUGGUUUUUAUUAAACAAUUAGGACUAAUCAUUAAUGGCCUGAAAUGAUAGCACAUUAGUAAAUAAAUUCUUACUGAAGACUGAAACAUUUGUAAAUUGUAUUUUGUUGAGUUGGCAACCCUGCCACAUAGGCAUCAAGAAAUUAUUUUAUGUCAAAUUGACUCACUGGGUAACAUUAAGCUUGGUAUGUGAGUUUUGAAGUAUCAUUAUCAAAUUUUGAGUGGUACAAAUUUAAUAUAAGGGACCUACAUGCAUGAAAAGUGAUAGGAUUGAAAUAUGCUGACCACAGUGUACUUAGAUUUGUACAUCAUGUACAGCUAGUACAAGCUUCUGUUCAUUUUGUCACCUGGUUUUUAAAUUAAAAGCAUUUUAAAUAUGUAACUUAUUAUUUUUGACAGAUCUGUCCGUGGCACCACUGCCAGAGAGUAUGAAUCAUCUCUCACUAAGAUCUACACAGUGGAUACAGUCCAAGUAGGUUAUUUUUAUUAUGUGUCAUGAAUAGUUAACUAGUAAGUUUGUAUUUAUAAAGAAAUAUAUAUAUAUAUAUAACAAUAUCAAAACAUGGCUAUUAGUAUUAAUGCUUAUGCAACUUGGUUACCCUUUUUUAUGUCAUUUUACAUCGUUUAAUUACAUGAAAGAAGUUAAGUCUCGUGGUCUCAAUGUGAUACUCCAAGAGCAGUUUUAUUUUGAAAAUUCCACUGGUAUUAGCACAGAACAGGAUGUCUCACAUGAUAGACUCAUUCAUACUUGUCCACAAAAAAUAUCAUGCAGCUCAAAAUUCAAAAUUUGUGCUCAAAUUUUGAAACAUCGCUCGCAAACCUAUACUAAAAUGUAUUAAAAAUGUAUGAUUGUAUCCUCAUUUGCUUGUAUUGUAUCCUAGCUUACUUGUAAUCCAAUGUUCUACUGUACCAAAAUUUAGCUAAAUCCCCCAUAUUCAUAUUCUAUUUCUAUGUACUAUAUAACUCUAGGCUAUAAUUUAUAAAUCAUAAAAGUAUGUUAGUUAGAACUGACUGAAAAUUGCAGCUUUAAAUUUUGAAAAAGCUAACCUAACCUUAAUGAAAUUCCAAAUAAAAGUCCAGAGUUCUUUUUAUAUUUUCAUUAAUGAUUGUUCAUCUUGUAAUCAUUUUUGUAAUUCUUAAUGUUUUAUUAUCAAAGGGCUUUUGGAGUGUGUACAACCAUAUCCCAGACCCGUCCAAGCUGAGUAUAAGAUACAGUUAUCACCUAAUGAGGGCGCAACGCAGGCCUGUUUGGUAAGUACAGUAAUAAGACAUGAUAGCAUUCAGACGGGAAGUUAAUUUAUUUGUGACUGUUUUCAUUGACUAAAUUCUAUUAUAUUGGUUUUUUUAAUGUGCUACAGGUGAUUAUAUUUUGGACAUCUUUUACUCCUUCUAUUGUACACUACCCAUACAAAUAUUUUUAAAAAUUGAACCAGACUGUAACAUACAAGAAUUAUCAAAAUAUUACUUAUUUCUUUCAAUUUUUAGUGUUGACUCCAUAUAUAAACAGAUUGGUUAUUGAAUGGUGUAAAUACUAAAUAUAUGUAGCAAAGUAAUGAAGUAAAUUAAUAUUCUAUUUUGUUUGAAUUCUUCAAGGGAAGAUGAGGAAAACAGUGAAGGUGGAAGUUGGACUUUCAAGUGUAAAAAACAAGACACAGUAUGUAUUUUGAAGAUAUCUAUUCCUAAAAACGUACAACUAAUUUCAUGAAGAAAAAAAAAAAAAAAGGAUAGAGAAAUGUAUAAGUAAAUAAAAUUUAUUAAUAACCAUUAAGUUGGACUUUCAAGUGUAAAAAAAAAGAAAAAGUAUGUAUUUUAAAAAAAUCAAUUCCUAAAAAAGAAAAAAUAAUUACAUAAAGAAAAAAAAAAAAAAAAGGAUAGAGAAAUGUAUAAGUAAAUAAAAUUUAUUAAUAACCAUUUUCAUUAUGUUGAUUGAUUUGAUGUCAUAGAUUAGUUGAAGUUAAAACAUCUUGAUCAUUAUGGUUAAACAUUUUUGCAUCAAAUAAAAAUACAUUUGAAUCUCAGUUUCAUUUUUUUCAACUUUGUCCUCUCACUCUCAGGAAGAAAUAUGGAAACAACUGCUUCUGGCUGCCAUUGGGGAACAGCUCUCUGACUGCAUGGCAGAAGGUUAAAUUAAAUUUUUCUAUUUUAUUUAAUAUGUCUUAAGAAUUUAAAAUUUAGGACAAAAAAUCUACUUGAAAUUAAAUGGAUUAUUUUUCCAAAGUUCCCCAAACAUAUUUUAAGGUGCAAUUGCAAUGUCAUUAGAUGUGGAAAUUUUAUCCUCUUUCUGUCUGGUCUAAACAGUUGCAUAUCUCUUAAUAAAUCUCUGACCAUUUCUAAUUUUCUAUGAGCGCCAAUAAAAAGUAUGCUGUUGAAUCUUUUCUACCAUGGAGCGGUCUAAGAUGUUCCAGGAUGCUUUUAUACAAUGCAUUGAUCCUUUAAGCCUUUUUAGAGAAUUAUAAUGCAGUUAGUUUUUCUAUAGUUGUGAGAAUACUGGCAUCACAUUCUUUCAUUGAACUCAUCCAUACAAAAACAGGAACUCCCAAUUCAGGAUACCAUUUGCCUCCCAGGAAAGUCUUUUAUGUUCCAUUCAUCAUUUAUGUUACAAUAUUUUAAGUUCUUGAACUCCUUUUUUUAAAAAAUCUCUGUAAUUCAGUUCACCUAAUUGUGAGGAUGCCGUUAGUGAUGUGGUUAUUUCCCAGCAUAGAUACACAAUAUGCUUAAAAGAGUUGACAUAAAUAAAGGUUUUACUUAAACUUCAGAAUUUGUACCAACUGAUCAGCACCAGUCCUGGUACGAUUUUGGUGUACAACGUACGACUCUGAGAUCUCUGUUAGGAUUGUAUGCCAAGACCUGUCAGAGUUUCAAUUUUAAGAGAUCGGGUUGAAAAAAAUAUAUUCCAGCAGUUUUUCAUUAAAAAAAAAUUAAAUUGUUGGUUUUGGCUUCCUUCUUCAUCAGGUGGUGAAUGGCCCUAGAAAUGCGACUUGUUCGGCAACAUCAAUAAUUGUAAACACUGAGACGGGGAGUGGGGGGGGGGGUUGACUUACUGGUGGAGUGUACUUAGUGUGCAGGUGUGCAUGGGAGAGGGGAGAGGGAGGUACCUAAAUAAUUUUAAAGGCUAUAAAAUAACACCGCCUUGUAACGAUGGUGAUAAUCAUCAUAUUGUUGCUUUGUGUUUUUACUUGUUCGGCAACAUCAAUAAUUGUAAACACUGAGACGGGGAGUGGGGGGGGGGGUUGACUUACUGGUGGAGUGUACUUAGUGUGCAGGUGUGCAUGGGAGAGGGUAGAGGGAGGUACCUAAAUAAUUUUAAAGGCUAUAAAAUAACACCGCCUUGUAACGAUGGUGAUAAUCAUCAUAUUGUUGCUUUGUGUUUUCACAAUGAACUGGUUAGAUACAGCAUUAUGUUAAUAUUAGCAUAGUUGCCCUAGUGACACAUCAAGUCAAUAUUCACUUUUGUUUGCCUCAAGGAUGUUAUUAUUUUCAUUCUUGGCAUUAACGCACAUUUAAAAUAUGUAUACCUCACAUUUUUUUAUAACAGUAUGCACCAUUCGGUGUACAAGACCUUCUUUUGAACUUUUCAACAAAAAUAGAUUGCAAUAAGUAACCUUAAAUAAGAAUUGUAAACAAUUUUACUAUUUAGCAACUAAUAAAAUUAAAGGAUGUAUAUAAGCACAGCUAGAUAAAUAGAAAAAGCAUUUCUUCAGCUGUUCUCUGUUUAAGUGUAGAAUGAUGCAAAACUACAUUCAGGUGUAUGCCAAAGUGUAUCCCCCUACCCACACUUUUACCAUGGUGACUUUGACAGUGUACACAAUAUCCGCUCCCAAAACCCAUCUUCGUCAGGCAUCUACUUUGGGAAUGUGACCUUUAGUUAGCCAAUAGUUAUUGUAUACAUGCAAUGGCGUAGCCAGGGCUAGUAUCAACUGGGGUGACCCCAUAAUUUUGCCACCCCCUUCAAAGGAAAAACUGCAGUUGUCCGAAAAUGUUGCCCCUCAAUAUAUAGAAAAAAAAGUGUUGCCUUCCAAUGGGCCUGUAUGCAUCACAUUGUAUGUUUUUUAUUUACUAUUAUCAUAGAAUCAUAGGGCAUUGUAUGAUUUUGUGAUGGUAAAUUACUAUUCUGAAAUGAUUUUGUACUAUUUUUGGAGUUCCGGGGUAACCCAGUCUACAACCAGCGGUGACCAAAGUUGUUUUUUGUAUCUGAAUUUUCCUAAUUGAUUGUGGCGGUUUUCCCAACUUGUCUUUUUUUUUAAAAAAUGUAUGCUUUUCCCCUGCAGUAUUAUUUCCUGUGACCUCUCUUGCAAGGUACUAUAAAUAAGCUUUAUUUAUUUGUUUUCGAACAUUAUCAUAAACUAUUAUAACUGAAAUUACCUGUCUAUACAGUACAAUUUGAUAAUGUUUGAGAACUGUGCAUCCUAUUACCUUUGCUAACUAUCAAGAGUCUAAUCAGAAUAACAGAAAGAUGUGUUUAUUUGACAGCCUCACUGUUCAUUAACAGGAUAUAAAUCAUCUGCUAUUUGCUGUAAUUAGCAUUACUGCAGGUGCACACAGUGGAAAAAGGGAAAGAACACAGUUUUUAUUUAUGAAUCCAAUAGUUUUUGGAAUAUUAAAAAACAAGGCAUUUCAAGCCAUUUGAUGGUCAUUCAAAAACCUUGUUAAUUAUAAUUAAUUGUUAUCUUACUUUCAACUUAAUGUGUUUUGUAAAUUUAUUUUUCAGAUGAUGAUGUUAUUGGAGUGAGUGUGAGCAUUCGAGACAGGGAUGACCUAAUAUUGAUAUGGAAUCGAUAUGCACGAAUGAAAGAUGAGUCAACACUAGUACAGAAAGUUAAAGAUCUGUUGCCUCACAUUAGUUUUAGCACUGUAUUUUACAAAGGUAUUGUUAUAAAAAAAUUGUCUUUUCAAAAUCUAUACAUUAAGUUUCGCAAUAUGUACCAAUAGGAAAGACGAAGAUUAUAUUGGUAUAUUUAAAAAGAGUAGUUAGAACUUGGUUGUUAAUGCUGUUGUUUUUAAGUUCUACUUCCUAAGUUAUACAAUUCAAAGAUUGGUGAAUGACUAGAAUGAUGACUAUUUAGAAAUGAAAUGAACAUUUUAUUGAACAUUUAUUUCAGCUUUCAGUAUGCAUGAUGCAUUUGAAGGAAGAAAAAGUCAGCGAGUCCAGUCUCGAUGAUAGUGAAGUUAAUCUUUUAGUGUUUCGUAUACUUAAAUGAGGUAAGUUCAAUCUAUUUAAAGUUUCUUUGAAAAUCGUCUCCUUUUUUUGUUGUCAUAUGAUUACCUCAUGUAAUAAAUGAUUACUGUAACCGGAAAAAGAUGCUUAAAACAACUUUAAUACAGAAAUAAGACGUAAUUGAAAUGUUUUUUACCAGUAGUAGUAAUCCCUAUUAUUAAAUUUGAAAUGCCGUCCAAUCCCCAAAAAAAUGAGUUUAUAUAUAGUUGUAAGCCAGUUAGAAUUUUAACACUAAACUUUUUGGAUAAAUUGUGUUAAUUGUAAUGUUAUGCUGUGUUGUUAAUACCGGUAAUAAUACUAUAAUAUGUUACUAAGUUAUGUGUUGAAAAAAAAUGGUGCAACUUAAUUUUUAUAAUUAAUCAUUUUAAUUUUCUCCACCAAGUUAAUUUUUACUUUCUUUAUUUUCCAGAAUGCAAAAUUUAAUAGUCUAUGUAUUAAUCAUAUUCAUGGACACAUAAGCCUCACUUUGUAAUGAUCACAAGAGCAGGAAAUGCCAAGCAAAGAAAUGAGUCAUGUGAUAAUGCUACUCGGGGAAACACCCUUUACCAUUAAAACCAUUUCAUGGCAUUGAAAAGCGGGAUUAUAAUUGAAGUGUAAAGGACAAACUUUACCUGCUUUGAUGAACAAAAUAUCAUGUAAUAUUGAGCCUGCUAUUAAUUUAAAUUACCUGAAUUUAAGAAGUCACAGCUAUAUUAUUUGUAUAGUGCUUAUUUAUUUUCUGUUAACAUUAAGUGAAUUUUAAAAAUCUAAAUGUUGAAAGAAGCUAUCUAAUAAACAUGAAACUGGGUAGAUUCAGUUUUAUUAUAUUAGAAUAGUUAAACUCUGAAGUUUUCCUGAAGCAUAAAUCUAGCCCUGUAUCAGCUCCAGUUCAGUCAACCUGUGCAGUGUGUCUGCUUAGUUGCAUGCUUAUUAUAUCCAGAAGAAAGGGGGUGGAGGACCCCGGAAAAAAAAGUGGGGUCAAGGUCUUACUUGAUGUGAGAGUCAGAUUUAUUUUGUGUACCGGUAUUCAGUUUUAUUUAUAAGAAUUAUUGUAACAUUCACAGAUUUUUCAAAUACAUCGUUUCAUAUAUUUAAAAAAUUUUUUUAUCAAAGUAAAAAAUUCAUUGCUAUGUGAAAUAUGUUUCAUUAAACAUUUUAAAACUAUUUCGACUUAAAUAUAUGAAGUUAGUCAUUUACUGUAAAUGAUUUAUAUAAUAAACACUUCAACAAUACUUUCAUUUUUAAUAGGGUAAAUAGCAAAAGAAAACCACAUAAAAAUAUAGCUUUUUACGUUUCAGUCAUUAAAAAUUGCUUUAAAAUCAAUAUUUUUAUGUUGUUAUUUUCGCUAGCCACUCCACAGAAAACCCCUUGCAACCACCCUAUUUUGGAGUUGGUAACCCAUGCAUUCAGGCCUGGAUGAACCAGCAAUAUAAUCUUGAUGCUAUAUGUGCAAAGGGUAUCAAGAGAAAGGGGAACCACAAAAUAUACACCG
Molecule: messenger RNA, 8558 nt
Organism: Lymnaea stagnalis (great pond snail)
Lineage: Eukaryota; Metazoa; Mollusca; Gastropoda; Lymnaeidae
Source: the annotation of a GenBank genome assembly